GAAACGGACUCUCAGAGACUGACAGCUGCCGGAAGUGAGGCUGCGGGGGAAUGGCAGCCGCGGCGACCAUGGCGGCUGCUGCCCGGGAGCUGGUGUUGCGGGCCGGCGCUUCAGAUAUGGAGGAGGAGGAGGGCCCGCUGGGGGCUGGUUCUGGACUCCAAGAGCCCCUACAACUCGGGGAGUUGGAUAUCACCUCUGAUGAAUUCAUCUUGGAUGAAGUGGAUGUUCACAUCCAGGCAAAUCUGGAAGACGAGUUAGUGAAGGAAGCUCUCAAAACGGGUGUGGAUCUUCGACACUAUUCAAAGCAGGUGGAGCUAGAGCUGCAGCAGAUUGAGCAGAAGUCAAUCCGGGACUACAUCCAAGAGAGUGAAAACAUAGCCUCUCUGCACAAUCAGAUCACAGCCUGUGAUGCCGUCCUAGAGCGCAUGGAGCAGAUGCUGGGAGCUUUUCAGAGCGACCUCAGCUCCAUCAGCUGUGAGAUCCGCACCCUGCAGGAGCAGUCGGGGGCCAUGAACAUCCGACUUCGUAACCGGCAGGCAGUUCGGGGGAAACUUGGGGAACUCGUCGAUGGGCUAGUGGUGCCCUCUGCUCUGGUCACAGCAAUUCUCGAAGCUCCAGUGACAGAGCCCAGGUUCCUGGAGCAGCUCCAGGAGCUGGACGCCAAGGCGGCUGCGGUCAGAGAGCAGGAGGCGAGAGGCACGGCCGCCUGUGCAGACGUCAGAGGCGUGCUCGACCGGCUCCGGGUCAAGGCGGUGACAAAGAUCCGUGAGUUCAUUCUCCAGAAGAUUUACUCGUUCCGAAAGCCGAUGACCAACUAUCAGAUCCCCCAGACGGCCCUGCUGAAGUACAGGUUUUUCUAUCAGUUUCUGCUGGGCAACGAGCGUGCUACAGCCAAGGAGGUCAGGGAUGAGUACGUAGAGACGCUGAGCAAGAUCUACCUGUCAUACUACCGCUCGUACGUGGGGCGGCUCAUGAAAGUGCAGUACGAGGAAGUUGCUGAGAAAGACGAUCUAAUGGGUGUAGAAGACACAGCAAAGAAAGGAUUCUUCUCGAAGCCGUCCCUGCGAAGCAGGAACACCAUCUUUACCCUGGGCACCCGUGGUGCUGUCAUCUCACCGGCCGAGCUCGAGGCCCCCAUCCUGGUGCCCCAUACUGCCCAGCGUGGAGAGCAGAGGUACCCGUUUGAAGCACUCUUCCGCAGCCAGCACUAUGCCCUCCUUGACAAUUCUUGCCGUGAAUAUCUCUUCAUCUGUGAAUUUUUCGUCGUCUCUGGCCCGGCUGCCCAUGACCUGUUCCACGCCGUCAUGGGCCGCACGCUGUCCAUGACGCUGCCACUCGAACAACAGCUAACGUUCAGUUGUCUGCCUGUUGCUGUGCCACAGAAACACCUGGAGUCCUACCUGGCCGACUGCUACGACGCCAUUGCUGUUUUUCUCUGUAUCCACAUCGUUCUCCGGUUCCGCAACAUAGCAGCAAAGAGGGACGUCCCUGCCCUGGACAGAUACUGGGAGCAGGUGCUGGCCCUGCUGUGGCCUCGAUUUGAGCUCAUCCUGGAGAUGAAUGUGCAGAGCGUCCGCAGCACUGACCCCCAGCGCCUCGGGGGGCUGGACACCCGGCCCCACUAUAUCACACGCCGCUACGCCGAGUUCUCCUCCGCGCUUGUCAGCAUCAACCAGACCAUCCCCAAUGAGCGCACGCUGCAGCUGCUGGGACAGCUACAGGUGGAGGUGGAGAACUUUGUCCUCCGCGUGGCUGCGGAGUUCUCCUCCAGGAAGGAGCAGCUCGUGUUUCUGAUCAACAACUAUGACAUGAUGCUGGGUGUGCUGAUGGAGCGGGCUGCUGACGACAGCAAAGAGGUGGAGAGUUUCCAGCAGCUGCUCAAUGCUCGGACACAGGAGUUCAUUGAAGAGUUGCUGUCACCCCCCUUUGGAGGUCUGGUGGCAUUUGUGAAGGAGGCUGAAGCCUUGAUUGAGCGUGGGCAGGCUGAGCGGCUCCGAGGGGAGGAAGCCCGAGUCACCCAGCUGAUCCGCGGCUUUGGUAGUUCCUGGAAGGCGUCAGUGGAGUCCCUGAGUCAGGAUGUAAUGCGGAGUUUUACCAACUUUCGAAAUGGAACCAGCAUCAUCCAGGGGGCGCUCACACAGCUGAUCCAGCUCUACCAUCGCUUCCACCGUGUGCUGUCCCAGCCUCAGCUCCGUGCCCUCCCUGCCAGGGCCGAACUCAUCAACAUCCAUCACCUCAUGGUGGAGCUGAAGAAACACAAGCCGAACUUCUGAUUCAGACCCCGGGGCCCGAAGCUCCCAUGGGCUCUGCAGUCACACAGUGUCUGUCACCUGGGACCCCUUUCCUGUUCCUGAUGUCUCUAAGGCUUUCACACACCUCACUCAGCCUCCAUUGCCAGGACUCUGCCUCAACAGAGUGUGCCCUCGGCCACUCCCUGGGCUUCUGAGGUGACCUUCAUAGCCCAGCCCAGCCCCCUCCUCUGCUGUUCACUCACAGCCUGUGAGCUCUCACCGCCCCAGUCCCUGACUGACACUCGGCUCUCAUGGCAGAGCGGUGCAGGCCACACUGCCCACGCUGCAGCUGAUCUUCAGGCUCCACUGGGACAGUGGCAUCAGCUCCCGGCGGGUGCACUCUGCCUGUGGCAAUACAGUACUUACUGUGCUGGGACGUGUCCUCCCCUGUGUCCCUGGGUCCAGCAUUUCUUUAUUGUAGACCUAGUCAGUUCCUGGUGGGCUGCAGCAAGGGUGGGGUAGUAGCCCGAGGACUGUUGGUGCUUCUGGCCCAGGGGUGGCAUAGUGGCUCAGGUGAGGACUGUUUUUACCUCUCCAGGAGGGUGGCACACGCCACAGGCCUGGGAAGGUGAGAGCUCUGUGCACUGUCUUGAGGGCUGCCAUGGGAGAAUCCACACAGACUCUGAGAUUGUCUGUGUUGUCCUCUAAGUGGCUGUCACAGCUCCUUUGAGAGUGGAGGGCCUGUAAUACCUGCACCCAUGUGUCGAGGCAGGGGUGGACCUAGUCCCAAAACAGACCUUGUCAUGUCCAUGUGACCCAGACCCUUCCCACUGCCCUCUGCCCCACCUCUGUAUGGAGUUUCCAGAGCAGUGGUUCUCAACCUUCCUGAGACUCUUUAAUACAGUUCUUCAUGGUAAUCCCGACCAUAAAGUUAUUUUCAUUGUUACUUCAUAACUAUAGUUUUGCUACUGUUAAGAAUAGUAAUAGAAACAUCUGUGUUUUCUGAUGGUCUUAAGCAACCCCUGUGAAAGGGUGCUUUGGCCCCCAAAGGGGUCAUGACCCACAGGUUCUAGAGUGAAGGAGCAUCCUUGACCAAGUUCUUUGAUUUUGAGGACAGGGUUUCUCUGUGUAGCCCCAGGUGUCCUGGAACUCACUCUGUAGUCCAGGCUGGCCUCAAACUCAGAGAUCCUCCUGCCUCUGCCUCCCAAGGGCUGGGACUAAAGGUGUGAACCACCAUCACCUGGAACCUUGACCAAGUCUUAAACAAAAGCCAGGCUGGUUUGUAGACCUGCAGUCCUGGUAAAUUCGGAGCCCGAGGCACUGGUGGGAAAGGCUGCUUCAGUUACAGAACAAGCCCAAGGCCAGCCUGGACCCCAUCCUGAAAGUAAAGAUCUGGGACAUAGGUGAGUGGCAGGAAGCAGUCCCCACGUCCCAUCUACAGCACGGGGGGAAAUUUCAGGUGAAAGAAGCUGUCAGGGAAAGAGGGUAAUUUGAGGUUCUUUCCUUUACCCUAUACGCCCCAGGGCCUUGGCUAUACUGGGCUGGGGGACCCUAAGCUCAGAGUGAAAGACCACCGGGGUGGGGAAGACCCCCACUCAAAUCUCGGGACAACACAACCCCCAAGAACUCACGAGAAACCAGUCUUGAUGUAAUAAACAAGAGGUGUAUUUGAGGAACCAGAGCUCUGGGGACGACAUGUAUCUCACACAAGAGACAGAGGAGUUGACCCCGAGCCCAAUUAGGGGAAGGGAUUUAUAGGGAAAAUUACAUAGGUAGUUGGCAACAGUCACACAAAGCAAUUUCAUUGGUUUGUAACUUGGGCUCAGUUCAACUCUAGGCCACCCUCCUUCUGGGGCAAGCUGACCCUAAUUCUCGUUUUUCUCAGGACUGUUGAGUCAGGCCUUAUCGAGGCCAGAUGGUUUGUGGUGGCUAUAGCCAGGCUACAUCCCCAAAAUAUGUUAUGUUAUUCUUUGCUGUGAGGUGCACUUGUCCUCACAGCAGGGUCAGUGGGGGAUACUUUAAAAUCUUUAUUCUUUAAUUCCCCACUUCUGCUUGUGACUAGUUCUAAUCUUAGAACUCAGGGCCUUCUUUUUCAAUUUGUCCUAAGGUCUUUUGAGGCAUGAUAUUGUUGGUAAAGCAUUAAAAUCUAUACUGUAUUAACUCUCUAAUAAAGGCUGUUAACUUAUUAAAAA
Molecule: messenger RNA, 4423 nt
Organism: Rattus norvegicus (Norway rat)
Lineage: Eukaryota; Metazoa; Chordata; Mammalia; Rodentia; Muridae
Source: RefSeq, a predicted model, not a curated record